This is a messenger RNA of Amphiprion ocellaris (clown anemonefish), 1057 nucleotides long. RefSeq names its product mesoderm posterior protein 1-like. The record is from RefSeq and is a predicted model, not a curated record. Gene Ontology annotation, cellular component: nucleus. The coding region runs from base 31 to 837 and encodes 268 amino acids. Gene Ontology annotation, molecular function: RNA polymerase II cis-regulatory region sequence-specific DNA binding; protein dimerization activity; DNA-binding transcription factor activity, RNA polymerase II-specific. Lineage: Eukaryota; Metazoa; Chordata; Actinopteri; Pomacentridae. Gene Ontology annotation, biological process: somite rostral/caudal axis specification; regulation of transcription by RNA polymerase II; heart morphogenesis. The transcript has 2 exons.
UCCAGUCAGACCUUUGAGUUCCUCCACAACAUGGAUACCUCCUCGGUCCCUCUUCUCGACUACAGCCUGCAGUACCAGUGGUGUUCCGACUCGGACUUCUCCAGCAUCUCCUCUCCGGAGACCCUCUCCCCCGUCCACUCCAUGGACUCCAGCCUCUCUCCUUCCUACCAGCAGCCUCCACAGUCCACUCCAAAGGCAGCUAAGACCGGAUAUUCCCAAAGCUUCAAAACUUCACCCUGCUCCCUGUCUGGACGAGGCCGCAAGCCGGGCCGAGCCCCCCGGAUCAGAAGCAAGCAGAGGGAGAGCGCCAGCGAGAAGGAGAAGCUGAGGAUGAGGGACCUGACCAAGGCUCUGCAUCACCUCAGGUCCUACCUCCCACCCUCUGUGGCCCCCGCCGGACAGACUCUGACCAAGAUAGAGACCCUCCGCCUCACCAUCCGCUACAUCUCCUACCUGUCGGCCCAGCUGGGCCUCAGCGAGGAGGUUCUGUUUCAGAGAAGGGAACAAGGAGACACGUCAGCCAGCGACGCCUCCUCACCUGACAUCCUCAGCUACUUCCAGAACGCUUCCACAGGGGGACAGGAGAGCCAGAUGCAGAGCCAGAACCUGAACCAGAGCCUGUACCCGGCCCAGUGUUACAGCCAGAGCACCAUGCUGCAUUCUGGGAGCUGUAGUUUUGGAGUGGAUCAGAACAGCAGACAGUACAGUGAAGCUCCUCAGAGAGACAUGAGCAUGGACGCCAUCCUGCAGUCGCCUCCAGCGUCACAGCCUUCCUGUCAGCAGAUGUGCGGCAAAGACUUCUGCGUCCCUCUGGCUCUGAGAGAGUAUUGGGGUUAGAGGCUCCGACGCUGCACCAUCAUCAUCCAACAACAGACACAAACUACUUCACUGUUUCUUCUGCCUCACUGUGAAUCGAGUAAUUUAUUUGAAAUAUAUAUCUUAAUCUACCUUUUAUUUAUUUUUGUCCUAUGAAAUGUUCCGUGUAAAUAUCGACAUGUCUAACAGCUAUUUUUCUAUUUCUUUAUGCCACUAUUUAUAAUAAACUGUUAAAAUGUGU